GGGAGAACCUCCGCCGAUUAUUGUGGGUGGCGACUAGCGGGGAAAAAAAUAAAGAAAAAAAAAAUCCGAGUGAAGAAAUUCCCCCACAGCGUGACACGUGGCGUCCUGUGCAAAACUUCUCCCCCUCCAAGUUCCCGUACAACUGGAACAGUCUCUCUCUCUCUCUCUCUCACACACACUCUUUAUCUCUUCUCCCCCUCAGUUCUCAAGCGCGGCACAGACACCUCUCUCUCUCUCUCUCUCUCUCUCUCUCUCUCCCUUGAGAGAGAUAUGGCGAGCAACAGAGACAGAGACGAUGCUUUGGCAUUCACUAACCCUUCGUCCUCAUCGUCCCCAAUCCUUGCCUCCGACCCGCACGACAGCUUCCUUUCUGACACCCCUUCUCUCAUCGGCAGCGCCUCCGGAAGCUUCCAGAGCGAGGGAUUGCUAUCCGAAACCAUCAGCGACGCCGAGUUUGGAUUCUCUCGCCCCGACUUCGGGACGAGUCGACUCGCCGGGACAGUCGAUUUCUACCAGCGCCAUGUCUUUCUUUGUUACAAGAAUCCUCAGGUCUGGCCCCCAAGAAUCGAGGCCUCCGAGUUCGAUCGCUUGCCGAGGCUGCUCUCCGCUGCUGUGAUGGCUAGGAAGGCUGAUAUGAAAAAAGAGACCCGCUUGACAAUAUGUGAGGGACAUGAUGGAACUGAGACAUCAAAUGGAGAUGUACUAAUCUUUCCAGACAUGAUCAGAUACAGGAGAUUGACACAUUUUGAUGUUGACACGUUUGUCGAGGAAGUGCUUGUUAAGGAUGUUGAAUGGCUUCCUGGAACUCCUGAAACAUUAAAGGGUGCCUAUGUUUUUGUAUGUUCUCAUAUGUCCCGGGAUCGCCAUUGUGGAGUUUGUGGACCUGCCCUUGUCAGUAGAUUCAAAGGGGAGAUAGAACUACAUGGUCUUCAAAGUACAGUGUCUGUUAGCCCAUGCUCACACAUUGGAGGCCAUAAGUAUGCAGGAAAUAUUAUCAUAUUUAGAUCCAAUCUCAAUGGAGAAGUCACUGGGCACUGGUAUGGGUAUGUUACUCCAGAGGACGUGCCUGCAUUGCUUGAGCAGCAUGUUGUGAAAGGAGAUAUUGUAGAUAGGUUGUGGAGGGGGCAAAUGGGUUUAUCAGAAGAAGAACAGAAGAAAUCUCAAGAACUAAGGCUCCAGUUGAAUGGAGAGAUAAAUGUAGAACAAAAGACUGAAGAACUGGCACAAACACACCAGAGUGAGACGCUCACUGCUGACUGUAGAUCUCAAGUUGAGGUAAUGGCGUGUUGCCAGGAAAAGGGAAAGUCCAACUGCUGUCAGAACCGUGUGUUAGAAGAAAAGCUACACAGUCUUGAUGCCAAUGUGGCAGCAAAGGCAACGACCCAAAAAAGGAGCAGCAAGAAACUAAAUUUCCGGAUGAAUAGUGGUAAAGGUGCUAGUACACGCAAAGUUUGUGCCAUGCCAACAUGGUUCGAGAGCUGGGAGCGUGAAGAUACCUAUGCAGCUCUUACUGUUGUUUGUGCUGCGGCUUCAGUUGCCAUUGCCUUUAGUUGCUACAAACAGCUGAGAUAAAACUCCCGAUCAAAUGGUUGUUUUGAUUUAAUGAUACAAGGAUUUAGAGUACUCUUCCCGUUAUUGUUUCCUAUCUUAAAAGAAUACCAGUGUCAUUUCAUGUUGUAAUGCCACUCCGGAAGGAUGAUUGGAUUUAGAAGUGUAAAGAGUGGAAGAAAAUCAUCAAAUAGAUGUGUCCAUUAUUCAUACAUCUUGUUCGAGAAACUGAUUUAAUUUCUUUGUGUCAUCCUAAUGAGUGGGCUGGCAAUGUAACGUCCUACAGAGCUUCAAGGCAUGUCCAUUUGAUGAACUA
Messenger RNA from Carya illinoinensis, 1864 nucleotides. RefSeq lists its product as uncharacterized. The coding region runs from base 271 to 1572 and encodes 433 amino acids. NCBI's taxonomy places the organism in Eukaryota, Viridiplantae, Streptophyta, Magnoliopsida, Fagales, Juglandaceae. The transcript is spliced from 5 exons. The record is from RefSeq and is a predicted model, not a curated record.